UAUUACUAUUUACUAGUAUUCAACAGUUUAUUAUAACUUCCUUCUCAUAACAUGAAUUUAUUUGGCACAGCUUUAGGAUUUGCUGGAUUCUUUAAGUCAAGGGACUAUGGUUCUGCUCGUAUUGACAAUAUUCCAUUCCGUCUUCAUUACAGCUUUACUAGUGGUUUCUUAUUCCUAGCGACUGCCCUCCUUGGCUUAAACGAUCUAUUUGGAAAGGAGAUUCAGUGUCAUUCAAACUCUGGAGGAGCUUCCCAGGCCAUAGAGCAGUACUGCUGGGUCAGUGGUACAUAUAUUGUUCCUGAUAGUGUUGGAUUAGAUGAAAAUACUGUCGGAAUCGGACCUUACAAGAAGUGUUUAAUGCCUGAUGAAAAAACUAUUCUUGAAUGUGCUAGAGAAGAUGAAACAUGUGACGAGAGAAAUAAAGGUUCCAACGAUGUGAAUCUGGGAAUGUGUGCUGAAACUCAGUCCUAUUAUCAAUGGGUUCCAUUUAUCCUCAUGUUCCAGGGUCUUGUUUUCAUCAUUCCACACAAGAUUUGGGAGAUAAUUGAAGAAGGGAAGAUGAAGAGUAUUACAGAUGGUGUACGGAUUGGGACAUCAAUAAUCUCCGAAGAUAAAGAACAAAAAUCAACAAUAAAAAACAUUUCAAAAUUCAUUCAUCGACAAAACAAGUCCUCAGGCCAUGCAAAAUAUGCGUACGGAUUCUUCUUUUGUUUGGUUUUGAGUUUGAUAAAUGUCAUCUUUAACUUUGUGUUCCUGGAUAUUGUAUUCAAGAGCAAGUUUAGGACUCUUGGAGUCAGAUGGAUAAAAGAGCAUUUCUCAAUGGAGAACAGAGUGCUGCGAGAUAUUUUUCCAAGAAUGACAGCUUGUGUUUGGACAGAUUUUGGAACAGGGGGUGUUGUUCAAUAUAAGAACUUUGUGUGCAUCAUGGCGGCUAAUAUUUUGAAUGAGAAGAUUUUUAUUUUUCUUUGGUUUUGGUUUAUUAUUCUGAUUUUAGGUUUAUUAUUCUGA
Eurytemora carolleeae is the source of this 1008-nucleotide messenger RNA. Its product is annotated as innexin inx3. Gene Ontology annotation, biological process: phototransduction. Lineage: Eukaryota; Metazoa; Arthropoda; Copepoda; Calanoida; Temoridae. Gene Ontology annotation, cellular component: gap junction; plasma membrane. Gene Ontology annotation, molecular function: gap junction channel activity. The coding region runs from base 52 to 1008 and encodes 318 amino acids. The transcript has 19 exons. The record is from RefSeq and is a predicted model, not a curated record.